AUGAGACAGGAGAAUACUGGAGACGUCCAGACAUACUUAUUGGAGUUGACUACUUCUUCGAAUUUAUGUCACCACACAAGCUUCGCAAUAUGGCAUCUGGAUUCGACAUCAUCUCCACCAAGACGACUUAAAUACAAGAAGCAAGCACUCCGUCGAUAUGAUGAAAUAAUCAAAGAACAAAUGCAAUUCAACAUCAUAAAAGAAGUCACUUCCGACAUGAGUCAGAAUGGUAUCAUACAUUAUUUACCUCAUCACGAAGUACUAAACCCAAGCAAGUCAACUACAAAAUUACGAAUUGUGUAUGAUGCUCCUGCUCAUUGCAAAGGAUCAAAAAGUUUACAUGAUGUCCCGUAUCGCGGUCCCACCACAUUGCCUGACCUAGCAGGUGUUUUACUUCGUUUUAGAGUGAUGAAAAAUGUGAUCAUAACUGAUAUCGAGAAAGCGUUUUUACAAUUGGAAUUACUUCCAUCUGAUUGGAAUUGCACACAAUUUCUAUGGUUGAAAGACAUCAGUGGAGAAAUUACCAGCGGCAAAACUGCUUUGGAAAUUGGGAAAAAUCUCUAUGUCGAUAAUGUCAUAUUAUCAACACGUGGGACUCAAGAAGCAUUUAAAACUUAUGAAGAAGUGAAAGACAUAUUCAAAGAUGCCUCGAUGAACAUACGAGAAUUCCCUUCAAAUGAUCAGAAGUUUAACAAAUCCAUUCCAAAAAAUGAUCGAGGAGAAAUAGAUGAAUUCAAAAAAAUUCUUGGAGUUAAAUGGAAUCCAAAUCGAGACGUUUUAAAAGUCACUUUAAACCCUUGGAACGAUAAAGAACUAACAAAAAGAACAAUUUUGCAAUUUGUAACAUCCUAUGAUCCUAUGGGAUUCCUCAAUCCAGUUCAAACUAUUCCUCUAGAAUCAAUGGAAAAAAAUAACGAUUGA
Acanthocheilonema viteae is the source of this 921-nucleotide messenger RNA. Lineage: Eukaryota; Metazoa; Nematoda; Chromadorea; Rhabditida; Onchocercidae. The record is from the annotation of a GenBank genome assembly.